UGGCCGAACCCAACCGAAGACGGAGCAGCAGUAGAGUCCUUUACUCCUCGUCUUCGUCUUCCGCAUCGCAAUCCUCGCCUCGCCCGCCCAUCUUUAUUUACCCGCCGGCCAGAUUUCCAAAUCAAGCGAGGCGACGAGGACGAGCAGUUGGGGGAUCGCCGCACCCGGAAAAGCUAGAGGCGUGGACCCGGGCAGGGGGCAGGGAUGGCCAUGGACCACGCCGCGGCGGAGGCGGACCACCUCGCCGCCGAGAGGGCCGCGGCGCGCUUCGACGUCGAGGCGAUGAAGGUCGCGUGGGCCGGCUCGCGGCACGCCGUCGACGUCGCCGACCGCAUGGCUCGGCUCGUCGCGUCCGACCCUGUCUUCCGCAAGGAUAACAGGACCAUGCUCUCCAGGAAGGACUUGUUCAAGGACACUCUAAGAAAAGCAGCCCAUGCGUGGAAGCGCAUUGUCGAGCUACGUCUUACAGAGGAGGAAGCAGGUCUGCUGAGGCAAUACGUCGAUCAGCCUGGUUAUGUUGAUCUGCAUUGGGGCAUGUUUGUUCCUGCUAUAAAAGGGCAAGGAACUGAGGAGCAGCAGAAGAAGUGGUUACCUCUGGCUUACAAGUUCCAAAUAAUUGGGUGCUAUGCUCAGACUGAACUUGGUCAUGGCUCGAACGUUCAGGGCCUUGAAACAACCGCUACAUUUGAUCCAAACACAGAUGAAUUUGUCAUCCACAGUCCAACUCUGACCUCCAGCAAAUGGUGGCCUGGUGGCUUGGGGAAAGCUUCCACUCAUGCAGUCGUGUACGCUCGGUUGAUAACUGAAGGAAAGGACUACGGCAUACAUGGUUUCAUUGUGCAACUGCGAAGCUUGGAGGAUCACUCCCCGCUUCCUGGUGUUACCCUUGGUGAUAUUGGUGGGAAAUUUGGUAGUGGUGCAUAUAACAGUAUGGACAAUGGUGUUCUGCGAUUUGACCAUGUGCGCAUCCCAAGGGAUCAAAUGUUGAUGAGACUUUCACAAGUUACAAGGGAGGGGAAAUAUGUUCAUUCAGAUGUUCCAAAGCAGCUGCUUUAUGGGACAAUGGUUUAUGUUCGUCAAUCAAUUGUGGCAGAUGCUUCUAAGGCUUUGUCCCGUGCUGUUUGCAUUGCUGUACGAUACAGUGCCAUUCGAAAGCAGUUUGGCUCUCAAGAUGGUGGCCCUGAGACUCAGGUUCUUAAUUACAGGACUCAACAAAGCAGACUCUUUCCAUUGCUGGCUUCAGCAUAUGCAUUCAGAUUUGUGGGUGAUUGGCUCAAGUGGUUAUACACGGAUGUCACUCAGAAACUGGAAGCUAAAGAUUACUCAACACUGCAAGAAGCUCAUGCCUGUACUGCUGGUUUGAAGGCUGUGACUACAUCUGCAACAGCUGAUGCAAUUGAAGAAUGCAGAAAGCUCUGUGGUGGACAUGGUUACUUGAACAGCAGUGGGCUUCCUGAAUUGUUUGCUGUCUAUGUUCCUGCUUGCACUUAUGAAGGAGACAAUGUUGUUCUGCUUUUGCAGGUUGCAAGGAUUCUAACGAAAACUGUUUCUCAAUUGACCUCUGGAAAACAGCCUGUUGGUACAAUGGCUUACAUGGGCAAUGUACAACAUCUGAUGCAAUCCAAAUGCGCUGUCAAAACAGCUGAAGAUUGGCUUAACCCUGCUUUCAUACAAGAGGCAUUUGAAGCUAGGGCUCUCAGGAUGGUGGUAAACUGUGCCCAGAACAUAGGCCAAGCGGCAAACCAAGAAGAAGGUUUCUAUGAGCGGUCCCCAGAUUUGCUUGAGGCUGCGGUAGCUCACAUCCAGUUGAUCAUUGUAACCAAGUUCAUCGAGAAGGUGCAGCAGGACAUCCCUGGACAUGGAGUGAAGGAACAGCUCCAGAACCUCUGCAAUGUUUAUGCCCUCUACAUUCUUCACAAGCACCUGGGUGACUUCCUGGCAACCGGGUGCAUCACACCCAAGCAGGGAGCGCUGGCAAACGAGCAGCUGGGCAAGCUUUACACACAGGUGCGUCCGAAUGCUGUUGCACUGGUGGACGCGUUCAACUACACGGACCACUUCCUGGGGUCGGUGCUGGGGCGGUACGACGGGAAUGUGUACCCGGCGCUGUACGAGGAGGCAUGGAAGGAUCCCCUGAACGAGACGGUGGUGCCCGAGGGGUACCACGAGUACCUCCGCCCCUUGCUCAAGCAGCAGCUCAAGCUCUCCAGGCUCUGAUCUGACCGGACACCUCCAGGAAUUCACCAUGGUGGUGGUGUCCUCGGAGAAUCCAGCACCCCCUCCUCUGAACGGAUGAAUUAACGGGUGAAAUGAGCAAUUCUAUUCUUUGUCAAAGCCACGAAAGAGGCAUAUAUAUAAAUAUACAUGUAAUACCUUGAGUGCGGAUCAUAUCAGAGGUACAUUCGAUCAAUAAAGAGAAGCGGGAGUUUGAGCAUAUCUACUCUGUUGCUAAGUAUUGUACGUAGUGUGAUAGGUAGAAUAAUAUGUAUAUGGACAAGUGCGUGUAGUUGAUGAAGUUCCAUUUAUUUGCUGGUA
This is a messenger RNA of Panicum hallii, 2535 nucleotides long. RefSeq names its product peroxisomal acyl-coenzyme A oxidase 1-like. Gene Ontology annotation, cellular component: peroxisome. The transcript is spliced from 14 exons. Bases 205 to 2217 code for a protein of 670 amino acids. Gene Ontology annotation, molecular function: FAD binding; acyl-CoA oxidase activity; fatty acid binding. NCBI's taxonomy places the organism in Eukaryota, Viridiplantae, Streptophyta, Magnoliopsida, Poales, Poaceae. The record is from RefSeq and is a predicted model, not a curated record. Gene Ontology annotation, biological process: fatty acid beta-oxidation using acyl-CoA oxidase; lipid homeostasis; long-chain fatty acid metabolic process.